AUGAAUAUCUCCGGCACGCUCAACGUCUUCAGAUUAUUAAGGGAGCCAACUCUGUGCCUCCCACAACAUACUGUCUCUACAUUCAAUCACCUUCCCGUCCCCCUAUCGAAAGCCUUCCCCAAGAGAGAUGGCGAGAAAGAGGUAGAGAUAAAGGCGGUGGUCCUUGACAAGGACAAUUGUUUCGCAAUCCCACAUACCAAUGAAAUACAUAAACCUUAUCACGACAAAUUCCAAGAGCUUCGCCGCGCCUACCCCGGUUCGAAAUUGCUCAUAGUUUCCAACACAGCCGGCACCGAUUCAGACAAGAAUCAAGCCGAAGCAGUCAUCCUAGAGAAGAACACCGGUGUCAAGGUACUCCGGCAUUCAACCAAGAAGCCCGGCUGCAAAGAUGAAGUCUUGUCGUAUUUCAAGCAGCAUCCGGACUCCGAAGUGACAUCACCUGCUCAAAUCGCCAUUGUGGGUGAUCGCUUGUUCACAGACGUCAUGAUGGCAAAUUUGAUGGGGGGCUAUGGGUUCUGGGUAAGAGAUGGGGUCAUUGAACGGAAGAGCUUUUUCGCGAGGGUUGAAGACAGGUUGGCGACGUUCCUGCUCAGGAGAGGGUACUGCGCUCCGGAUACCAAGAGCCACUUUGAGUGA
Molecule: messenger RNA, 636 nt
Organism: Didymosphaeria variabile
Lineage: Eukaryota; Fungi; Ascomycota; Dothideomycetes; Pleosporales; Didymosphaeriaceae
Exons: 3
Coding region: 1-636 (211 amino acids)
Molecular function (GO): phosphatidylglycerophosphatase activity
Source: RefSeq, a predicted model, not a curated record